Molecule: messenger RNA, 5170 nt
Organism: Uranotaenia lowii
Lineage: Eukaryota; Metazoa; Arthropoda; Insecta; Diptera; Culicidae
Product: mucin-5AC-like
Exons: 3
Coding region: 819-3035 (738 amino acids)
Source: RefSeq, a predicted model, not a curated record
AUGGUGAAAGGUUGUGUGGAAAGGGUCCUUCUGUUUUGAAGUUUUCAUUGAUUUAACAUCGAAAGUGCUCGGGAACAAUUCGAGAUGUUGUUACGUGAAUGGUGUAACUCUAUUGAAGUGACGUGAUAAGUGAUGUGAUACAGCGUCCACAGCUUUGCUGAUAAGCUUCAAAAGUUUUCAAAUCAUGAUACCUUAGAUGACUUUUGUUCAAGUGUUUUUUUUUUGCUAAAAUCUACUUUUCACUAAUCACUAAUUCAUUCAAACGAUGGAAAAUUAAUUCGAAUGUGAACAAAUCAUAACUCAUGCCUCAUGUCCAUAGUUAAGUCUGAUUGCGUUUCUAGUUCAAUAAUUAUUUAAUUGUUUCUAGUUGAACUUUAAGGGAUGUAUUGAUGGUAAUAAAAAAAAUCAGGUUCAUUAGGUUUCAAAAUAUUUCAUUUCUCAGGCAAAGAAUCACAAAAUAGUUUUAAGCUGUUCAUUACAAAAAAAGCCCUGGCAUAGAUUUUUCACCACCAGUUCAACUGCUUCCAAAGCGCUUCAGCUUCGACCACUCCAAUCAUCAUAACUUUCAUUUCUGUCUUAACAUUUCUACUUAGAAUUAUAUAUUGUUGAUAUGGCAUGAGUUUAAAUCAGAACAAAAUGUUUCAGGUACAAAUUAAAAAUUUUGAGAUCGUCACAAAAAGUGUUAAAAUGUGUUAUGGAAGUUUUGAGUUGGACAUCUGAACCACAGGUAAUGAUCAACAAUCAUACUGUCCAUUGAAAAUGCUGUAAAUCCCUAUCGUGUCAUCCAGAGAGUGGUAAACAACUUUGCAAAAUUCAACAUGGCAUCACUAACGCUAAUCCUGCUGAGCUACAGCGUGUGUAUGUUCACACUAGCACGAGCUCUCCCGAUCACAUCGAAACCCCUAGACAACAGUCCAGAUCACCUGACGUGGGAAGCUUCGUGGUUGUCAGGAGACUCUCGACUAGCCGGAAGUGGUGGUAAGGCGAAAAAGAUUACUCCCAAGUCCAUUUUCAUCGCACCGCAGCUGAAUGGAUACAACGGAUCUUUAUGUCCGCCAGAUAGUAAGAUCGAUUACACCGGCAAGUGUAUCCAGGUGGUGAACAUCAACACCGCCGACAUUUUGGUAACUAAGCUACAAAGUAUUUUAGGAAAUGGUGGAGCAUUACCUGGCGGUGACGCAGACUACGAUUAUGACUACGACCCUUCGGGUCCGUUCCAGGUUAAUCUGCCUCUGAGUAUAGAUCUGCCAGGGGAGUCACCGAUCCAACCUGCAAAACAGGUUGACCCCAUAUAUGAAGCUGCAAUACUUGAGGUACCCAGUACUACUACCGUUAGAGUUCUUGAAACUACAACAUCACAGAGUAGUACUCCUAAGGAACAGCCGACAUUUCUCAGCCAUACAAGGAAACACAUUAUGGAUCAAGCUGCUGCCGAGACUCACACCGACAUUUCGUUUAUCGCAUUUGAAAGCCUACCGAAUGGGACAGUAUCAACGCAGCUCGAGGUGGACGGCGCUAAUGGAACCAUCAUUCAAAACAUUGUUCUUAGCUCCACUGAUGCUGCUCCGACAACUUCCACUACAGUUGACAGUGAAUCUUCUUCAAGCGUUAGCACAACUACUCUCACAAGUACUAGCGCUGAUAUUCCCACAAGCACUAUGGUGAGCACAACAACCGAAGAACUGGGGACAUCUACAACUGAAUGGAAUUUUCCAACUGAAGAUAGAACGAUUACACCUGGAACAACUACCACUGAAGUUUUGAGUACAACGAUGGAAAUGAAGAGUACUAUGAGUAGCGCAUAUGCGACGACAACGCAGCAGAUCGCAAACGACACACCAGAUAAUGAGUUUAGCAGCCUGAAAACAGAGCUUGCUGAAGAUUUACUCAUUUUGGGAACAUCUAGUACAGCCACAACCGAACUCCCCUCUACAGAUGUAUCGGAAUUGAAUGCAGAUUUGUACAGUACAGCUUCCAGCACUACAGAAUUCCAAGUUACAAGCACCACAUUCGAUCCUACCGAAAGCACAUCGACCGUGGAGCCUCCAACGACUAAAGUUUUGUUUCAAGCUAUGCCUGCUAGAAGAAAUAGACCUUCCCCAAAACCUGUUCAGAUAGUUACACCUGUAAGGACUAAGUGGUACAGCCCACCAGGAGCAACUCCCCCUCCAUUUGUCAUUGCUAGCUACACUCAACAAGAGCGUACGACAAGAGCCACUCCAGAAACGACAACAGCGGCCACAAUUCGCGCCACUGACUACACUCCUCUUUCAUUCACUAACGACACUGAAAACGAUAAACGGAACCAAGAACUCAUCCAUCGGCAGGAGUUAAAGGACAACCUUCGUGAGACCAUGGAUUCCAACAAUCGUUUCGUUUAUCAUCACCUUCCUGUUCCGAGUGCCUCGAUAGUACCGGCUCCAGCGAAGCCGACGACAGUGCCAGAACACAAUUACAUCGAUCAGCUGAGAAAGAUUAAUGAAAUCGUGGCCGAGAACAAGAACCGUCACCACCAAGCAGCGAUGGCGAGUAACUCACGUGUUCGGUUUCCUACUAGAGACGAGGAUCAAUCCCCAGCAGCCACCAAUAGUCAAGUGGUUCGAUUCCCUGGUUCAGUGUCCAGUCGCUACUCACAGCAAACAAAUAGAUUGCCGGACAUCUUUCCCAAAAAAUCUGCAGACACCACAACGCAACGUCCUCCCUUCUGGUGGCUUCCUACUGGAUGGGAAGUUGAUCAAACCGGGCAGAAACCGAUGCUCUUGCGAUUCUGGUCACGGAUGCCGUUGGUGCGAGACGAAUCACUAACCACAGGAUCCGGUAGCAGUAGCAGUACCUCCAGCGGAAGUCCGCCCGAUUACUCGAGCACCAAUCGGUGGAAACAUUCUUCGAGAGCUUCGAGCAACACUUCUCCUUCUCAUUCAACGACUUCUCGAAGAGGCAACUCCCGAAGUCCCAGCGAAAACUUUUACAAGGAAGUUUCUUCACAGGAUGUUUACAAGGUGCUCAACAUGCGCCAGCUAAAGCACAAUAGAUAAACCAGAUACUCAACUCAGACCAUGUUUGUGUAGUUUUUACCCCGCGCGCCAGCUUUAAGUAUUAUUUAAUUGUGAACAAAAAUUGUGUAUAGACAGAAAGUAUAACGCUAUUAGUGGUAGAAUUAGUUUUAGUAGAAAGAACACAAUUUCGUAUAUGAUGUCGCUAACAAACAAUACACAAACCCGCAACAUUUUUGGAACGCACAUAUUCAAAUAUCAAAAUGUGAGGAAGGCUAGCACAUGUUUUACAUAAGCUAUAUUAUCCAUGAGUAUUCUCUUGUUUCGUUUCCGUAACAAUUCGUGAAAUAACUGUGAUAUUUAUUUGGCACCUUCAGUGUGCUGCUUCAAAAAGCUAUAAAGGGGCAUUUUUUGGUCUAUGAAAAAUACCUUCUUUUAUCUAGCGUAACAAUCUUAAAUUUGAUCUUUACUAAAUUGGGUUUUUCAGGUCAUUUGUCUUUUAAAAUUUGGUAGUAUAAAAAAUGGAAAUUUUUAGUUACUUUUCAUUGCAUGGGAAAAUUUUUGAUUGGUCUUUAGCAUGUGAAGUUGUACAUAAGAAACAUGUGAGAUCGAGUUUUAAAUCGAUUUCCAAAUUAUAAUUUUCGAGUUUUAAAUCGAUUUCCAAAUUAUAAUUUUCUAAUCUUUUAUAAAAAUCCACAAGUAACAAGAGCUCUUAUUUGAAAAUCUAUAUGAAUAUGGAAAUAACUAGUAGAACGAAAAUCUAGAUUCAGUCUCAUAGAAUCCACUUCAUAAUUCUUAGAACUCAAUGAAUAAUGAAAAUAUAAAUUUUCAAAAAAAGAAAAGCGAAGUUUAAAUUGCCUAUAUUGUUCAGUGUUUAAAGUUUCAUAAAACGAACUGAUCCUUGGAAAAAUAUUAUAUUAUUAAAAUUGUUUUAGAAAAUUUAAGUUUUGUUUGGACCAAUAAAUUAUGGUUUUUUUUUCACUUAUAUUCAAAAACACCGUACCUUGGACCUUGACAUUUUGACUGAUUAACAAUUUUCUAUACUCGAUUUCAAUAAAGACAAAUACAGCAUGCAAACCCCAAUUCAAAAUUAGAUAAAUCGGUCUUCUUUCCUCACAUCGUUAUAAUUCAGGAGCACCAUUAUUCACACAAAUAAAUAUUCAGUAAUUUGUACAUAUCUUAGGAUUGCCGGAGCAUUUGCAUAAAUUUAUCAAUCUGAUCCAACUGUUAUUUAAAACAAACGAAAGCCUAAAGGAUGUUUAUGCGACUAUAAUCAAAAACAAAACUAUGUCAGCUGGAAACGAAUCAAAAACAUAAAUUAGUUAAAGCAUAACUACAUGUAUGGAUGUGCCAAAAAGUAAUACAAAAUCAAUCGACUCGUAUUGCCAAACUCCAAGUAAGAAACAUCACUUUGUAAUUAGUUAGCGCUGUAAGGUUGCGUGUUAUUUGCAUGUUUUUAUCAUAUAAAAAUAUUGCAAACCAUAUUCGGAAGUCUCUCUAAGUAUUGUGAAUUGAGCUAAACUAAAACGAUCUUCCAUCUUUAUCGAGUUGUUUAUCGAGCAAAACAGAUCAGCAAUGCCAGCACCCUCUGUAAAUAUACUUAAGCACAUUUUAUACAGCAAGAUAUUCUCACAUUACGAUAUCCAAGUUGGAAUAUAAUUGUGUUAGUGUGUACAUUGUUAAUCCUCAAGCAAAACAAACAAAUAUUUAAUUUACCUUAGCAUUAGGAAAGCAGCACAAAAACGUUUUACGACAUUUGCCAACAGAAGCCAACAGCCGUGUGAGCAUUAAUGCCAACUAAUGCUUACGCUCUGGAGAAAAGAGGAGAGGAGAAUAGAAAUGAAACGAUUUGUAAUGCACAGGAACCGAAUAUGUUUGCCAAAAGUUCAUAUAACUGUUUCGCAGAAAAGUUUUUUUUAAGAACAAUAACGAGUCAAAACGCACAUGAUCCAAGUAAAACCAUUUGAAUGUAGCAGUAGACAGUCCCACCUUGCCGGAAAGUGUAAAUCUGAUAAUCAAAAAAAAAAAGGAAAAGUCGUUUUAAAUUUGUAUGCUCACUUCUUCCCUGUUAGAAUGCAAUAAAACUAAAUGCGUAGAAUGAUGCUAAUAAAGGAAAUCUAAAAUCGGUAGCAGCUCCAUUUCUCUACAUUUGAUCGGAAACCUUCUGAAGAAUUGAA